This is a messenger RNA of Pisolithus orientalis, 2123 nucleotides long. RefSeq lists its product as uncharacterized. NCBI's taxonomy places the organism in Eukaryota, Fungi, Basidiomycota, Agaricomycetes, Boletales, Pisolithaceae. The record is from RefSeq and is a predicted model, not a curated record. The transcript has 4 exons. The coding region runs from base 32 to 1936 and encodes 634 amino acids.
UGACGGUCUGAGCAGACGUCCACGACAGUGAAUGGCUGCGGCGUCGCAGUCAUCCAUGCCUACGGCGCCCCCGGGUGCUCUUCGUACCAUCCGUGGUACUCAGCCUGGCCUUUUGGAUCCUUCACAGCCCUCCCGUCUGCUCCGCUUCCCAGAUGCAAACCUCCACUUCGCGUCCUUCGAUCCCAAGACUGCACUUGUCGAUGGACAAGAGCCUGAUAUGCGCAAGCUUAAUAUCACGGAUAUACUCCCGCCACCCAAACGCGUCGUGAUCGAGUCCACACCGAAAGGGGCGUCCUUCUGGCGUUUCGUGCCACGAGCGCGCCUCGAGGAAGGCGCGCAAGACGAAGGAUUUUGGCCACGUCUCAUUGUUUUAAAUGGGGAACAAGUGCAUUGUUACCAAGAACAGUGGGAAAUCUACAAGCUCGACCCUGCUUACAGGUGCACGGUCUUCGGUGGUAACAAAUUGUCAUCUAUCACUAGGGUUAGUCUGGAAGACCCGAGCUCAUCGGCACUCGAUCCUUCCGGAGUAAAACGCAGCCGCAGUACUUCUCCAGACCCAGCGCCACAAAAGAGAGUGCGCUCGUGCUAUGCCCAAUCGAAUACUUCUGAUGACUCUGCCGGGAUUGAGGACAGCGAGGAAGAUGAAAUAGAGGAUAUGCUGGUAGACGAGGAGGACGGCUCGGAGAUGCCCAAACUCACCUCCAACCGCAAAUUUGGACGGUGGGUCGAUCGAGAGCUAUUGAAUGCUGAACGACAAUGGCGUUGGCGCAUGAACAGAGUGGUCCAAGACAAGUACAAUCCGGUUCCACCACUACCUACGGAAGCUAGCUUCUCCAUGCAGGACGAUCGCAGCGACUCCAGUGUUUCCGCGCCGACGGCAUGCAGCAUGAAGCGGAAAGGUACCAUCGCACCUCAGGACAUCGAUGGUGCAGUCGGAUCAGAAGACCGCUCUGUCGAUGAAAAUGCUUUGUCGAAAAAACGCAUGCGGGCCAUUUCAUCAGAAGGGACUCGUCACACGACGAGUCACGGGUAUAUCAUGCGAGAGAGGAAAAGAUUCCAGAAAAUCACCAAAUUCCGUCAGAGACGUCAGCCUGGCCAUCAUCUCCACUUUGGGGAUAACUUGCACUUCGGGUUUAGUCCAAGUGUCGACGAGAAUGAUUCAGAGGACACCAACGAAUCAGACUGUGAACAAACAAGGGAAGGCGCUGCCGAUAACACGUACGAUCCGGAGGCUGCUCGACAGGCAGAAAUAGCCCAAUCUAUUCGCAAAAUGCGCGAACUUGAAAAGGAUCGUCCACUAUGGGAAGAACAAAAGAGGUUGCGAGAAGCUCGCGAACUUGCAGAGCAAGAGGAGCGGCGCUCAAAGGUUGAACAACAAAGACGUGCCGAGGAGCAACGAAAGCUACAGGAACAGGAGGCGAUUGAGCAGGAAAGGAGACGAGCAGCCGCAGAAGCCGAACGUCGCGCACGAGACGAAGAACUACGACAUCGAGAAAAUCGCAAGCGAAGACAAAGGGAGCGCUGGGAUUCUGGCCCUUGGACGCCCAUCAGAGCCUUGGAGAGAUAUAAGAUGCUAAGUGAGGAAUUUGACGAUUGGAAGUUCUCCCCGGAUGAAUCGAUUGCCUUUCAUGAUAUACCCUGGCCAGUUCUACACGCCCCUUCGGGCCUAACAGUGGAGGAUGUCGACUGGUCUGCGGUAGAGGCAUUCUUUGAUGCUGUUAAAUCGCACAUGCGACUGCAGGAUUACAAGGCCUUCGUCGAGAAGAGCCAUAGGCGAUUUCAUCCUGACCGAUGGCGAGCGCGCAAUGUCUGGCUCGCAGUCAGAGAUGAUGUGGACCGUGGCUUCAUGGAAGUUGCAGCUAAUACAGUCGCGCAAGCGAUUACGCCAAUUUGGAGAGGCUUAAAGGCGCAUGACGCCCAUUCGUUUCAAUCAUAAUGGACACGCGGCAGACUAUCCAGAUGACCUGGUUGUGGACCACCACAACGUGAUUUUGCAUGAUUGCCUGCGCUGUCAGAUGUGUGCAGAUGCCCUUCGUGGUCAUGAAUGUACUGCUACUUGUAUGAUGCUAUUAUGUGUUUUGACAGUUAAAACAUGCCUAGCGAGGGAGAUGCUUCGCCCCUGU